Molecule: messenger RNA, 396 nt
Organism: Cladophialophora carrionii CBS 160.54
Lineage: Eukaryota; Fungi; Ascomycota; Eurotiomycetes; Chaetothyriales; Herpotrichiellaceae
Exons: 2
Coding region: 1-396 (131 amino acids)
Cellular component (GO): cytosol
Molecular function (GO): L-methionine (R)-S-oxide reductase activity; protein binding
Source: RefSeq, a predicted model, not a curated record
AUGACUCCUCAGUCGGGAAGUGGCGUCAACUGGGCGGGGUUCUACGUCCUGGACCCGUCUGCGCCCGACAGGCAGCUGAUCUUGGGCCCCUUUAUGGGCAAGGUCGCUUGUCAGACGAUCGCGCUGGGAAAGGGUGUCUGUGGCACGGCGGCGGUGGGCAGAGACGGCAGUGGUCGGGGGGAGACGUUGCUUGUGAGAGACGUGGAUGCCUUCCCUGGGCAUAUUGCUUGCGACGGCGAGAGUCGGAGUGAAAUUGUGGUGCCGAUAAGAAAUGCGAAUGGCAAGGUCGUCGGCGUGAUUGAUAUCGACUGUGCGGAACUCGACGGCUUCGACGAGGAAGAUCAAGAGGGAUUGGAAGCAAUAGCAGAUUUACUGGGACAGGCCUGUGACUGGUAG